AUGUCACCAAUAAAGGUCCAAAAAGGUGGUGGGUUAAUUGGUUAGAUUAACUAAAGCAAGUGUAAUAUAUAAAAAUUGACGACAAGCCUUUCUUGGCAAGCUAAAACUAUGUUUUUUAAGCCUAAAAUGCCACAAAGUAAAAUUUUUUGCUUUUUAUACUAAUACCUUUGAUUUGUAAUCGAUUUUUACCCCACCUAUUCCAGGUGUGUCAGUGGGUCAUCCGUAUAUGCGCGGACCCGUCUCCGCCGACAAAUACUGGUUGUUGUUGCUCAUUCUACUAUGUGCCGGCUUCAUCGUGGGCUGUGCAUGCUACUCAUUGAGGAUAACGAAGCAACGAAUGCGACGGCUAGCUGGACAGGACAAGCUGUCGAGGCGAGGCGCAUUCGAAGGCGAAGGCAGUUCACAUCGAGCGGACUGCGAAAUCUCAUGUGAUGUGAGCGAUGUGUCAUCGAACGAGAGUUUCAAUCAGGAAUACGCUUUGUAG
Molecule: messenger RNA, 484 nt
Organism: Bursaphelenchus okinawaensis
Lineage: Eukaryota; Metazoa; Nematoda; Chromadorea; Rhabditida; Aphelenchoididae
Source: the annotation of a GenBank genome assembly